Bombus impatiens (common eastern bumble bee) is the source of this 3151-nucleotide messenger RNA. RefSeq lists its product as uncharacterized. The transcript has 10 exons. The coding region runs from base 529 to 3030 and encodes 833 amino acids. Gene Ontology annotation, molecular function: phosphatidylinositol binding. NCBI's taxonomy places the organism in Eukaryota, Metazoa, Arthropoda, Insecta, Hymenoptera, Apidae. Gene Ontology annotation, cellular component: intracellular membrane-bounded organelle. The record is from RefSeq and is a predicted model, not a curated record.
UAUCUUCUACGUUCUACAUAUUUAAGUACGCAUGUGUCACAACACUUGCAACGGCGCAUACAUAUGUAACGUGGUUCUUUAUCAACAAAAAGCGAAAAACAAUUACUUUCGUAACCUCGAAUUCGAGAUACAGUACCAGUUACAGUGAUUAUUACUGUCAUGUGUAUCUUGUAUCCUAUUCUAUUAAAAGGAGAAUAAUCAAGCGAUGACAAAGAUCGCCAUUCUUUCUAAAAUGUAAUCUAUGUCUCAUCGUAUAGUCACGAAAGAAAAUAAAAUGUUGAUAGAAAUUCAGAUGUAUUUAAGUAUAAAGGGAUUAAGUUAAUGAUCUGUGAUUAUUAAUGUGUAUCUGUGAAACGAGUUACGUUCGUUAAGGAAUUUUAUGAUCCAAUUCGAACGAGAAUAAAACAUGCCGAGGUUGCAGUAUAAAACAUCAAUAUGUCAAUACAAGUAAUAUAGGAAUAUUUUAGAUACAUAAGAUUUAUAUUAUAUUGGCACAAAAUGUAAUAUUAAAAGUAGUAUUCUUAUAUUAUGUUUACAAUGAAGGAAGUUAUACCAAUGAGCUGGUUGAACCAGAUAUUGUUGAUUUUAAGUAUAUUAGUUACAUUGUUAUCUGUAAUUAUACAAGAAUGGGCUGGUCUGACACCAUUAUAUAUUUCUAUUUCAUGGGCUAUUUUUAUUAUAAUAUUAUCAGUGUGGCUCAGUUGUUUUUUAUUUCAAGUUGCAUUAAAAGCUAAUAGACCACUUAAUAUAAGGUUUGUUAAUAAUUGGUUAUAUAACAAAUUUGUAAAUAAUUUGAAAUUACAAAUUGAUUCCAAAGAAAAGAGUGAAUGUAUUAGUAAAUAUGAGAAUGAAGUAAGAACAAAUAAAAACACAAAUUCAACACAAGUAUCUAAAGAAAAGCGAAAGGAAAAAGUAGUAAUUAGAUCUAGUGGAAAAGAUACUUCUUUAAAAAGAAAGAGAGCAGUAGAAAUAUAUAAUUUAGUAACAGAAAUAAAUUUAAAAUGCAUAAAGGUUUGGUAUAAAUCUAUAAGUGAUGAUAAAUCAUUCCCUAAUGAAGCACAAGAAUUGCUAAAAAAAUUACUGACCAAACUGUUUCAUAAGAUCAGUUUAAUAGACAAAAUAAAGCUUACUCAUAAGCUGUUUAAUGUGUUCUUAUUACAUUUAAAAGAAUAUCAAAGAGCAUUACGACGGGUCGAGAAAGGAACUGCACCAAAUAUUGAAGAAGCAUUUAGAUAUUUACAUCCUGGUUCUCGUAAUAUGCCAGCGUUAGAACAUAUGCUUCAUCGAAUGGUUACUAUCCUAGCACAAGAAUUUUUACAAUGGGAGUUAACAAGUUCAUUACCAUGUAAACUGUUACUAUCUAUCUUAGCAAAAAGAUUAUUAAUAGUUGUUGAAACAGUAAGUUCUCCAAAUUGGUUAUUUCAAAAUUUAUCUGACUUUUUACUGCAACAAACACCAAAAAAUGUUGCCAAAGUUCAAAGUAAACAGGAAGAGAAUAUUCCACAUGUCAAAAAAGUUAUAUCCAAUGCUCUAGGAGAUGGUAUAACAUCUGCAACAGCAGCUGUGAUUCCACGAUCACUACCAAAACCAAAAUCUGAAUCAUCUACUAAACCUUUAAUUAAACACGAGAAUACCUCAGUAUCUAUAAAUGAUAAGAGACCUACUUUACAUUUACAUAACUUAGGUACAGAACAUAGAGGUCUAUGGGGUCAAAGUAUAGUAGAGAUAGAUGCUGAAAUAGAAGGGGAUAAAAUAUCUCCUGUAUAUGAGGAACCUACAGAUUUUGCUACAACAAUUGCUAGACUUAGAAAUGUAUUACAGCAAAAGUCAACUGUAAAUACACCAUUACAUGUGGAAGAAAAAUCUUAUGUAGUAUAUGAAGGUAGUCAAUUUACAAAUUUGUCAAUUCCUUGGACAGAAUUUCAUACAGCUCUUGAUGGAUCACAACAAUUACUUUAUUGUAUUCAAUUUGAUGAUAUAGAACAACGGGGGGUUGAUCUAUUUGAAACUACAACUGCUACUGUUAGAAGACAAUAUCGCGAUUUUGCUCAGUUACAUACUAGUCUACAAGAGAUUCCAGAAUUAGCAUCUAUUAUGUCAAAUUUGGUAUUACCAAAAGGCGGUCGUCUUGAAUUAGAGAAUUAUUUGAAAACUUUAACUACACGCUUGGCUAGUGAAUGUCCACCGCAAUUGCGACAUUUUUUACGUCCAAGUAGUAACGCUAAUAAAAAAGCAGAUGUGGUUGCACCUCGAUUUGACAAGUUUUUAGUCAAAACAGUAAGUGGUGUUUUUAAUACUUUAAGAACAGUCGUUCCAGGUUUUGAAAUUGAACAAGAAGAAGAAAAUGUUCCGUUACCAACAUUAAUGCCUUUAGCUGAUAUUCCGUGGAGAUUCGUCGAGAAUAUUAAAUCGAAAAGUCUAGCAACUGAACUUCAACAAUUAAUAACUGAAAGAACUGAAUAUUCUUGCGUGGAUUCUGCUUACGAAGCUGUUGAUUCAAUGGAGAGUGCUAAUGAUUCUGCAUUAUUAACUCAUUGGUGGGAAACUGUAAAAAGUUCUUAUGAAGAGGACCUUGAUGAUUUGGAUUCACAUCUAAUAUUAACAUGUGUUGCUGUCGAUCUUAUUUGUGAAUUAUUGGCAGGAGUUGGAAGUAAUAAUGCCUUGCAGCAAGAGGCAGUUGUUCGAUGGGCAAAGCUACUCUUUGGAAAUGUUACUGAACCUAUAUUACAAACUGUUACUUUACAAAUUUUUGAUCAAUUGGGUAAUAUAUCACUUCAUAACGUCCAAAAUAAAUUUUCUGAGGAACCACUGGAACUAUUAAAAAAAAGACUGUUGCAAGAAUUAUUAGUUAAACUUCCAAAUGAUGUAAAAUUAGUAUUUGGCGAAGAUGACACGUUAAAUAUUUUAAAGUAUUUACUUGAUUCUUAUGAAAUAAAGAAGAUUAAUGUAGACUUAAACCUACAAAUAUUAGAUGUUCUAGCAUCACAGCUAUUAAGUACAUGUAGGUCAAAACAUAGUACAACUCUUUAAUAAUUUAAUUUUAUUUUAAUUCAAUAACAAAAGGUUGAUUCAAUUCCUUUUCUCAAUUUUACUUAGCCAUUGAUCAAGUUACAGGUCUUAGGAGUUGCUAAUUAUGUUUUAAAAUAUGUUU